AGUGUGAAUGAGCAGGUGUUACUAAGAAGCUAAAGAUCAGCUGCUACUAACAUUAGUUAUAUGAAAGUUUACAUCAGAGGCUCUCAGAACUCUGUAGACCUAGCAGCAACACAGCACAGACAGGCACUACCUGCACAGCACUUUUACUUCAGUUUUACUGUCCUCUGGCUCAACAUGUAUAGGAAAUCUGCUCCUGCUGAUGUGCCCAUGAUUUCCAAAUGUACCUACCCUGCAAAGGAUUCGCAAGGCAUGUUACCCCCCAAUACCUGCAAACAAUCUGACACAGGAGAAAAGGUGGUGCUGAAAAAGAAAGUAACUUUAUUAAGAGGAAUCUCAAUAAUAAUUGGAACUAUAAUUGGAGCAGGGAUUUUUAUCUCCCCCAAAGGAAUAUUACAGAAUACCGGGAGUGUAGGAAUGUCUUUAACUGUGUGGACAGCAUGUGGCAUUCUCUCUCUCUUUGGUGCUCUCUGCUAUGCUGAACUUGGAACAUGCAUAAAAAAAUCAGGGGGCCAUUAUACGUAUAUAUUGGAGGCAUUUGGCCCAUUACCUGCAUUUGUGAGAGUAUGGGUAGAACUGCUCGUCAUUCGCCCAGCUGCUACAGCAGUGAUAUCGCUAGCAUUUGGACGCUAUAUCCUCGAGCCCUUCUUUAUACAAUGUGAAAUACCAGACCUGGCUAUCAAAUUUGUCACAGCUCUUGGAAUAACUGUUGUAAUGGUUCUGAACAGUAUGAGUGUUAGCUGGAGUGCUCGGAUCCAGAUAUUCCUGACCUUUUGUAAGCUUAUAGCAAUCCUGAUAAUUAUAGUCCCUGGAGUUAUGCAGUUAAUUAAAGGAGAGACACAGAACUUCAAAGAUGCAUUUGUUGGGAAAGAUGUUAGUGUUAUGGGGUUGCCCCUUGCCUUUUAUUCUGGAAUGUAUGCAUAUGCUGGCUGGUUUUACCUCAAUUUUGUUACUGAAGAAGUAGAAAAUCCUGAAAAAAACAUACCUCUUGCAAUUUGCAUAUCAAUGGCGAUUGUAACAAUUGGAUAUGUAUUAACCAACGUGGCAUAUUAUACAGCCAUUACAGCGGAAGAGUUGGUACUCUCCAAUGCAGUUGCAGUGACAUAUGCAGAACGUCUUCUGGGAAGCUUCUCACUGGCAGUUCCUAUCUUUGUUGCUUUGUCAUGCUUCGGCUCCAUGAACGGUGGGGUUUUUGCUGUGUCAAGGAUGUUCUACGUUGCAUCCCGAGAGGGUCACCUUCCAGAGAUCCUCUCUAUGAUUCAUGUACACAAGCAUACUCCUUUACCAGCUGUUAUUGUUUUGUAUCCUCUAACAAUACUAAUGCUAUUCACUGGGGAUAUCUACAGCCUCCUGAGUUUUCUUAGCUUUGCUCGAUGGCUUUUUAUUGGCCUGGUUGUUGUUGGACUCAUUUAUCUGCGAUACAAACGACCUGAGAUGCAUCGUCCUUUCAAGGUGCCAAUAUUUAUUCCAGCAUUGUUUUCUUUCACCUGUCUGUUUAUGGUUACUCUGUCACUGUAUUCGGACCCAAUAAACACUGGGAUUGGCUUUGCGAUUACCCUAACUGGUGUACCUGCUUACUAUCUCUUUGUAGUCUGGGAUAACAAACCAAAAUGGUUCAGGAACUUUUCAGACAGAGUCACCACGUUGCUGCAAAUACUCCUGGAAGUUGUGCCAACUGAGCAAAAUAGUUCCUAAAAUACGAAGAAAUGUGCUGAAUCGAUGCCGCCUGCAGUGCUACACAUUGGGCCUGCUCACUGCUUCUGUCUGCAGAUACAUAAUUCUAUUUAUUAUACAGGACAGCAAGCAGAUCUCUCAUUGUUUCUGUUUCCACUGCACAUUCAUAUUCAAUUAUUAGAAGCUACAAAAACAACAACAACAACACCAUAGGGCCCUUAAUCGUAAAAGAAUAUUUUUUUUACAUUUUAGAGUCUCACCAUCAAAUACAUAUAUCGCCAGCUAUGUAUCAUUUUACAUAGAAUUAACCCUUGAAUGAGCAGCUGACAAAUACACAAGUACAGUCUACAUACACCCAUUAAUAUCACAAUCACACUCUAAAUAUCCUGCAUUUCUAUAUCUCACUUGUACUCCAAAACGCCCUUCAGACUUCCACACAUGCUGCUAAAAUCACCUCAAAUGUUCCCACAAACCUCUCACACAGAGUCCAUAGACAACCCACUUGUAAUUAACAGCUAAAGACCACUAAUUAACAAUGAAUGAUCAAGAAUGAACCCAGGCCCCAAUCAUUCUGAACAGUGUACUUUUCAAUCAAUAUUCAGUAAUCACAAACUUUCUGUGGAGUAAGAAGGACGGUCAUCUAACCUCCUGCAACUAUAAUACUUACAUAUAAUGUGGUGUGAGGCCAUGUGAUGUGGAAGCGUCUUCUCUUCUGGGACUGCACUGUAUGAGACCCUGAACUCCACCUAUAUCCCAACCUCUGACUAAUUUAACAGCAGUGAGACACGUGACACACAGUAAAGCUGAAAGAGCUGGAGGGAUCCGGUGAAGGCUCGUCGCGUGCCUGGCCAGCAUUAUGGCAUGAUGUCCAUGGUCUACAAUUUUAAGAUGUUUUAACUAACUAUGAAUGCCAUGGACUGUCUCAGUCCGUUAUUUUUUUGUACCAUUUUGUAUUACUAAGUAAGUUUAGAGACUUUUACUUUUUUUAACACAGGCAUUUUGUGCUGUCUGACAGAUAUGUAGUACUGCAGUAUAUAUACCUUUAAUACUCUGUGCCGGACCAGCAUGGAGUGUUCACUGCUAAAUAGAGCAAACACGUGCCUAAGUGAAUAUCAGUCUUCCUUAAAAUGGCCUCUUCUAUGAAAGUGAAUGCAAGUACAAUGGGGCCUUAAUGUCAUGGUGGGUUGUUAUAUUUGCCCAGUAAUGUAUCUAACAGUAAUAAUGUACUAGACUGCCCCCACACCACCCCAUCACUAAGAACACCUGCCACUGCUGACAUAUAUCCAGGCAGCUGGGACUUGAAUGUUGGGAUCGUGGGAUGGUCUCUUACUAUGAGGGCAGUGAUUAGGUACAGUAUGAAAUGUUAGCAUAAUCUUUAAAUGAGAUCAUGCCAUAGCCUAACACAGUCCUGGGAAAUGUAGGCUUAUUGGCAGUUGUGCUUUAUCAUUAGUAAAUCAUUUGUAAAUUACUAUUUCUAGGCCUAGGAAGAGACCAGUUUUUCAAAGUUAUCUGAGGUCCCAAAACUGCAUGGGAACCAUGUAACCUUUUAUCCGAAUUGUAAACACAUUAAUAUUUACAGAUAGGCCUCAAGGGUGCAAAGAGUGGGGGAUCACAGACAGAUCACCGGGGGCCUCUGUAGGGGCCCUAGAAUGCAAUACAGGUGUAAGCACACCCCCUGCGAUGUCAUGAACAUGCCCACCCAUGCAAGCGCCAUAGUAAUGUAUACGAGGAGACGUACCUGCAUCUCCUCCAGUGGCCAUGAUCUCCCCCCUGCACCUGGGCCUGUCCAAAGUCUCUGCAGACCUGAUGGGCCUACCCUAAGUCAUGUGGCAGGCCUUCUUCAUUCCAUUCUCACUUUAUCAAUAACCACUCUCUUUUGUGCCUUCAUAAACUUCAAUAUUACAAUGUAAAGUGACUGAAAUAGUUAUCAUACAGCCUUUAUAAAUUAUACAAUAUAUAUUUCUAGGUGGACACUUUUUACAAGCAGUUUUUAAAGCAUUGGUCUUGAUAUGUACUCACCAGGGGCGGAUUGGGAACAAAAAGUGGCCCUGGAAAAAUUUGUACUAGUGGCCACACAUGGGCAGCACCAGAGGUGUAAGGUCUAGCCAUGGGCCAUGGCAGUAGCACCCUCCCCCCAAGACUUUCCAGAUAGUGGGCAUGUCCAGCAUCAAGGGGGAAGUUAAAAGGAAAUAAAAUUAAAUAUUAUGAGCACAUUAUAUGAUACACCUUCAGAAUUUAGGACACUAUAUCAUUCUUUAAAAAUAUAUAUUUUCUUGCUUAUUACACCAACCGUAUCACAAUCACUAUUCACUCAAUCUUAUAUGUCAGCCAAGCAGGCAGACAGAGCAUACACUAGAUCAUCUGCAAUCACAGGCUAAGUGGCAAAGAAAUUUUCAUAUAUGCAAAUUAUUUUGCAUCUUAUUCAUUAUGUCUAUCAAAAGGUCCACAUGUCCUCAAACAAAACAGGCCCCACGGGUGCGGCGGCCCACCGGGGAUCUUCCCUGUAAACCCUAUGGCCAAUCCGCCUCUGGUACUCACUAAGGGCCUGAUGCAGAGAUGAUGACAAAUCAGCCAUAUAGGCUCCCGUAUUAGGUGCAUGGGAACAGAUGUAUAUAUUGCCCGUAUGCAGAGUUGUAGGUAUCUUGCAGAGCACAUGUCCCGUAUCCGUAUGCCUGGUUUGCUGCUAGUUGUCAUCAUCAGUGCACACUAGCACCAGACUCUAUUAAGUCAGUCUGAAGACAUAAGUAUUUAUGCCUGCGUUCUUACUGAGCUUUGCCUGUGUAAGAAUGCCCCAUUACAGCCCAAACACCCCUCCCCGGUCAUUAGCGGAGAUGUGAUAGAGAUGUGUACUAUGCUGCCUUGUCUGUACUUGCGUACACUUUAUCUGGAGCAAAGAGGCCUACACUCAUCUCUGCAUCAGCCCCUAAAUGUAUUUCCUCUGUCAUUUCUCAUAUUGAGAAUUAGCAUUUCUAUUGUUAGCAACAUAGUUAUAUGAGAUUGUAUUUA
Messenger RNA from Pseudophryne corroboree (corroboree frog), 4677 nucleotides. It is a transcript of the gene SLC7A11, whose product is annotated as solute carrier family 7 member 11. The record is from RefSeq and is a predicted model, not a curated record. Gene Ontology annotation, molecular function: L-amino acid transmembrane transporter activity. The transcript has 12 exons. The coding region runs from base 61 to 1692 and encodes 543 amino acids. NCBI's taxonomy places the organism in Eukaryota, Metazoa, Chordata, Amphibia, Anura, Myobatrachidae. Gene Ontology annotation, cellular component: membrane. Gene Ontology annotation, biological process: amino acid transmembrane transport.